GGGCCGCGGCGCUGACGUCAGCGGGCGGAGUAUUAUGGUCUGGGCUGCGCUGGCGGCUGCCUGUGUGCUGCGAGCGGCCGCGUAAACAUGGAGCUCUCGGCCGUCGGGGAGCGCGUCUUCGCGGCCGAGGCCCUGCUCAAGCGCCGCAUCCGCAAAGGGCGCAUGGAAUAUCUCGUAAAAUGGAAGGGCUGGUCUCAGAAGUACAGCACUUGGGAGCCCGAGGAAAACAUCCUGGAUGCCCGGCUGCUCGCAGCCUUUGAGGAAAGCUUUGGUUUUUUUAACACCUCUAGGGAGCGAGAAAUGGAGCUAUAUGGGCCCAAAAAGCGAGGCCCCAAGCCCAAAACCUUCUUGCUAAAGGCCCAGGCAAAAGCAAAAGCCAAAACCUAUGAAUUCCGCAGUGACUCUUCCAGGGGGAUCCGGGUGCCGUAUCCUGGCAGGUCUCCCCAGGAGCUGGGCUCCACGUCCCGGGCUAGGGAAGGACUGAGAAACAUAGCCCUGGCUCCCCAGGGCAGCUCCAGUACCAGCACCCCCAAGGGAGACAGCAUCCGAGACCGGGUGAUCCGCGUGGAGGAGAAACCUGGAGAGACACCCAAAAAGAGAGGCCCGAAGCCCAGGAAGGAGCUUUACAAGGACCUGGCGGAGUCUCUGGAUGCCUCCAAGAGGAAACUGGGGGACCCGGGGGACAAGGUGGGAGACUACCUGAAGGCCAGGAAGAUGGAGGAGGCAGCAGUGGGAGCAGCCAAGUUCGGCUCGGGACACAGCGUCAUCCAGCUGGCCAGGCGGCAGGACCCCGACCUCCCCAGCGCCCUGCCCGGCCCCAACCGAGCCGAGGUGGGUGCCAAGCUGGGAGCCGCUGAGACCUACCCUCCGCGGCUGGCCAAGCACCGGGCAGACUUUCUGGACCCCAAGGGGCAAGGGGGGCUGGACCCCGGCGGGCCCAAGCUCCUGCACAGCACAGUGAGCCCGGGCACCGUGGGCAGCCUGUACCGCGACAGCGUGGGGGGCCAGGCAGGGCGGCCCUCCCUCAUCGCCAGGAUCCCCGUCUCCAGGAUCCUGGGGGACCCUGAGGAGGAGUCCUGGAGCCCCUCUCUCAACAACCUGGAGAAGGUGGUGGUAACUGAUGUGACCUCUAACUUUUUGACCGUCACCAUCAAGGAGAGCAGCACGGACCAAGGAUUCUUUAAAGAGAAGCGAUGAGUUUGUCGGAGGUGGUGCUGGGGUUUUCUUCGGUCAGAUCCAGACAAAAGCUUGGUUAGAGCUUGGUGGGCCUUUUUUUUUUUCCUUUUUUUCUUUUUUUUUUCCUUUUUUUUUUUUUUCCGGAGAGGAUUUAGAAACUGUCCUAAAUUCAUUAACUUUUUUUUUUUCCCACGUCUUACAUUUCGUUGGAAAGAUUAUCUCUAGAGUUAUAUUUUCUAUUAGAUGUAAAUAUGUUAUUUAAGAAAAAAUGCUUAUAUAUCUAUAUAUAUAUAUUUCAACUCUGAGUUGUUUUAUUUAAAUGGAGACAACAGUGACUGCUCAGUUGCUCUUAGAAAGGACAAUAAAACUGAGAACUAACGGA
Phalacrocorax carbo (great cormorant) is the source of this 1558-nucleotide messenger RNA. NCBI's taxonomy places the organism in Eukaryota, Metazoa, Chordata, Aves, Suliformes, Phalacrocoracidae. The record is from RefSeq and is a predicted model, not a curated record.